AUGAUCUUCUGUAUGCUGCUGCUGGCCUCCCUGCCUGAGCCCUCUGGCACCGAAGUCAACCCUGCCAUCUGUCGUUACCCCCUGGGGAUGCACGAGGGGACCAUCCGGGAUGAGGACAUCACUGCUUCCAGCCAGUGGUACGACUCCACAGGGCCCCAGUAUGCACGGUUACAGAGGGAAGAGGGGGAUGGAGCCUGGUGCCCAGCUGGUUUGCUGGAGCCUGAAGAUGUGCAGUUCCUGCAGAUUGACCUGCACAAACUGUUCUUCAUCACCCUGGUGGGCACCCAGGGCCGGCACGCUCGUGCCACGGGCAAAGAGUUUGCCCGCGCCUACCGCAUCGACUACAGCCGGAACGGGGAGCGCUGGAUCUCCUGGAGGGACCGCCAGGGCACGAGGGUGAUCGAAGGCAACACCGACACGUACGAUGUGGUGCUGAGGGACCUGCGGCCUCCCAUCAUCGCGCGCUUCGUGCGGCUGAUCCCGGUCACCAGGGCGGCCAUGACCGUCUGCAUGAGGGUGGAGCUCUACGGCUGCGUCUGGCACGAUGGUUUGGCAUCCUACAGCAUCCCUGAAGGAGGGACAAUAGCAGCUCCUGGCUUCCCCAUCGUUCAUCUGAAUGACUCGACCUACGAUGGCUACCAUGAACGCAGGCACCUGUAUGGAGGGCUGGGCCAGCUCACAGAUGGAGUGCUGGGGCUGGAUGACUUCACCCAGAGCCACCAGUACCGUGUGUGGCCAGGCUAUGAUUACGUUGGCUGGAGGAAUGAGAGCUUCAGCGCAGGCGCUGUGGAAAUGGAAUUCCAGUUUGACCGCCCACGGAACUUCACCUCCAUGAAGGUGCACUGUAACAACAUGUUUUCCAAGGGGGUGAAGAUUUUCCAGAGGGUGGAGUGUCUGUUCAAGCCCCGCCUGAUCGCAGACUGGGAGCCCGAGCCUGUGGGGGUGGCCACGGUCCUGGAUGACAAAAACCCCAGUGCCAGGUUUGUGACCGUGCCCCUGCAGCAGCGCGUGGGCAAGGCCAUCCUGUGCCGCUUCUACUUUGCUGACACCUGGAUGAUGAUGAGCGAGAUUUCCUUCCAGUCAGACAUGGAGACUGUCAAUCCCAGUUUUGUUACGGUAGCCACAAGCACCACGGAUCUCCUGGAAACGGAGCACAACGUUACUGAAGGCACCUGGGGAACCACAUCUUCUGUAACCAGCACUUGGAUAGGGGAGAAGGCAGAUGACUCCAACACCUCCAUCCUCGUGGGCUGCCUUGUGGCUAUUAUUCUGCUGCUCCUGAUGAUUAUAAUCAUCAUUCUUUGGAAACAAUAUGUUCAAAAAAGGUUGGAAAAGGCCCCACGUCGAAUCCUGGAGGAGGAUGCCACUGUUCGCCUGUCCUUCUACAGCUACACUAUUGCCAACAACCAGACCCAGAUCCACCAGUCAAAUCCCACCUAUGAACGUGCUUUCCCACUGGAUUUGGAAUAUCACCAGCCAGCUACACUGCUCCACAAGCUUCCAGAGCUCUCCCAAAGUGCAGAGGAUUCAGUGUGCAGUGGGGACUAUGCUGAGCCCGACCUGACCAAGUCCACCCCUCACCAAGGCUUCCAGAACAACGUCCCCCACUACGCCGAGACGGACAUCGUGCACCUGCAGGGGGUGACUGGCAACAACAUGUACGCAGUGCCAGCCCUCACCGUGGACUCCCUGACCAAGAAGGACAUCUCCGUGGGGGAGUUCCCCCGGCAGCAGCUGCGCCUCAAGGAGAAGCUGGGGGAAGGACAGUUUGGAGAGGUGCACCUCUGUGAAGCUGAUGGCCUGCUGGAAUUCCUGGGAGUCUCAUCCUCAGAAUUCACUCACCAGCCAGUUCUUGUGGCAGUGAAAAUGCUGAGAUCAGAUGUCAACAAAACAGCCAGGAAUGAUUUCCUGAAGGAGAUCAAGAUCAUGUCCCGGCUGAAGAACCCCAACAUCAUCCGGCUGCUGGGCGUGUGCGUGCGGGACGACCCCCUGUGCAUGAUAACAGAGUACAUGGAGAAUGGAGACCUCAACCAGUUCCUGUCCCACAGGGAGAUCUACAGCAAAUUUGCCAUUUCAAACAACAUCCCCUGUGUCACCCACUCCAACCUGCUGUACAUGGCCACCCAGAUCGCCUCAGGGAUGAAGUACUUGGCAUCUCUGAACUUUGUGCACAGGGAUCUGGCAACUCGCAACUGCCUGGUGGGGAACAACUACACCAUCAAGAUUGCAGACUUUGGCAUGAGCAGGAACCUUUACAGUGGGGAUUACUACAGGAUCCAGGGGAGAGCUGUGCUGCCCAUCCGUUGGAUGGCCUGGGAAAGCAUUCUGCUGGGCAAGUUCACCACAGCCAGCGACGUGUGGGCAUUUGGGGUGACCCUGUGGGAGAUGUUUGUGCUGUGCAAGGAGCAGCCCUACAGCCUGCUCACGGACGAGCAGGUCAUCGAGAACACGGGCGAGUUCUUCCGCAGCCAGGGCAGGCAGAUCUAUCUCUCCCAGACUCCUCUGUGUCCUAACCCUGUGUUUGACCUGAUGCUGAAAUGCUGGAGCAGGGAUAUCAAAGAUCGUCCCACUUUUGACAUGAUCCACCAGUUCCUGCUAGAACAAAUGGAAUCAAACAUUUGAGGCCAGGAAAUAGGCAAACUGUUGAGAACAGAGUGACUUUGGGGUCUCAUUACCUGUCCCUCACAGUCAGGCCACCUCGCUCCCCUCCCUGACUGGGCCCUAUUGCAGUUGGGAUGUCCAUGGCAGCUGCUCAUUCUCUUGGCCAUGGUCUGACACACAGGACCAGAGG
Cinclus cinclus is the source of this 2791-nucleotide messenger RNA. Its product is annotated as discoidin domain-containing receptor 2-like. Gene Ontology annotation, cellular component: membrane; signaling receptor complex. The record is from RefSeq and is a predicted model, not a curated record. Gene Ontology annotation, molecular function: protein tyrosine kinase collagen receptor activity; collagen binding; ATP binding. Gene Ontology annotation, biological process: cell surface receptor protein tyrosine kinase signaling pathway; positive regulation of kinase activity; protein phosphorylation. The coding region runs from base 1 to 2622 and encodes 873 amino acids. The transcript is spliced from 16 exons. NCBI's taxonomy places the organism in Eukaryota, Metazoa, Chordata, Aves, Passeriformes, Cinclidae.